GAGGAGUUUGGGGCUGUGAGUAAGUCCCCUUGGGGUCAAACCUGUGGACGUGGGCAGGGGCAGACUCUAACAGAACUCUGGUGGGCUGGGGCAGCAGUGUGAUCUUCGAUCCUGGGUGUCAGCCGUCACGUCUGAACAGGUGGUUUCUUCCAAGGCCAUGGAAUCCUCUGCAGGGACUGGGACGCCUCAGCCCAAAUACUGCAGUGUGGCCACAACCCUGAAGCCCCCUUCCUGGACUGGCCCUGCUCCUCCCUGGGAACUCUCCUGCACCUGUCCCUUUGCCAUCCAAGCACCCUGGCUCACCCGGCACAACCUCCUCACCAGAUAUGUAUCUUACCAACCAUGUCUCCACAUUGCUGACUCAGCAUGGCAGGGGCCUGGCUGGUUGGGAAGAGUUGGAGAUGCUGCUGACACAUGGGUCCUGGCGAGAAGGGGACCAGAUGGCUUUUAUUACCGGGCUCAGAGAAAGGCUGCUCCAGAGCUGGAGAGACAGGGGGCUCUGCUUGUGGAAUUUGAGGUUCCCCUCAUCACAGACCCAAAGCUGCCAGCCCAGUGGCAGAGCAUAGUCUUAGAAGAGGAUGUCAUUCAGUGCUUGCCACCCAUGGACUACUCACUGGAACCUGGGGACAAGGUGCUUGCACCCUGGGAGCCAGACCAACAGCGGUACGGCCCUGGCACUGUUAUCUUGGGCUCGGGGACAAGAGAGCCCCAGCGAGCAUGGAAAGGAAGAGAAAUUACUGUUCACUUUUGGAAUGGCAACACAGCGACCGUGCCUCUAGGCAGGGUUCAGUGGGUGCCCCUGGCUGUCUGGAAGAAGGCUGUGGAGAGGCUGCACAAGCCUUUAAUCCAGGAGCACCCCAGGCCCCUCCUCUGGGCCCCUUGCUGCUCUCUGUGGGGACCAGCCACCGGAUGUGUCACCAGUGGGCCUUCUCUGGGCACUCCAUUCCCAUGUCCUCCCUGCGUCCCCCCCGCCUGCUGCCAACUGCUGUGCCAGGGCUGCCUCUGCUGUUGCUCCCUGGCUGGACCUACCUGGUGGCCUCUAACCAGGACCUCAGGGGGCACGGCCAAAGAAUGUUCGGAGGUGGAACCGAAGCCCCCAACACAGCUUUUGCCCCUAGUGCAUCCUAAAGAAGAUGAAGCUUCAGUGCGAGCUCCCCUGGGUGUUUCUUCCUCCUCCUCUUCAUCUUCUGAAAAGGAUUUGGAGACUGAUCUGCAGAUGGGCCUCCCCCAGAGGCUGAUGGUGGACGGUACAGUCAACACAGACCUCGUCCUUCCUGAGAAGUGUCCAAGGAGGCAGGGUGGCCUCCGCCAGCCUGGGUGGAGAUACUGGAGAAACGGGUCUGAGCCGCAUCCUGGGAAGCUAGGAGCAGGAAAUGGCACCAUCUGGAAAGAAAAGAGGAGCAACAAAGAGCCAAGAGUACAAGCUAUAGUGAUGGGGAAUACCAGGGAGCUGGUCCUGGAAGCAAGUGGCGUGAAGCCACCACAUAUCCUGCCACAAGAUGAACACAGAAAACAAAGUCAGGCAACAGCGACACACCAGAGGGACCAGAAUGCUCUCAGACUAAAAGCCUUGAGGAGCCAGGAAGCUAAAAGAGCAGCAGUGAUAAAUACCUGAGGAGGUGUUACCAAGUGGCUGCCAAGUCCUCCUGCAACGGACGGGGACAGAAAGCAGGCCACAUGUGAUGGGUGCAUAAGCAGUUGCAACCUCAUGCUCUACAACUUCCCUGCAGAUGAGGGGCACAGGCACGUGGUGGUCCUGGCCAGGGUUCCCUGUGAGGGACCUGGGCGGGGCUACUUCUCUUCCACAGAAGCUGCAGGGCCUGGAUGGUCUGCUUUGGGCAAAUGUGUCCACAGCCUCUCUGCCACCUUUUCAUAAACCUACAGCUGACCAUGAACGACACUGUUUCACCUCUUCAUGCCAAUAAAAAGGAACUCUCUUCAUUUCCAAA
This is a messenger RNA of Canis lupus familiaris (dog), 1949 nucleotides long. RefSeq names its product chromosome 21 C11orf16 homolog (gene C21H11orf16). Bases 158 to 1615 code for a protein of 485 amino acids. The transcript has 7 exons. The record is from RefSeq and is a predicted model, not a curated record. NCBI's taxonomy places the organism in Eukaryota, Metazoa, Chordata, Mammalia, Carnivora, Canidae.